Molecule: messenger RNA, 2573 nt
Organism: Oncorhynchus gorbuscha (pink salmon)
Lineage: Eukaryota; Metazoa; Chordata; Actinopteri; Salmoniformes; Salmonidae
Product: sodium-dependent noradrenaline transporter-like
Exons: 15
Coding region: 327-2207 (626 amino acids)
Biological process (GO): sodium ion transmembrane transport; dopamine uptake involved in synaptic transmission
Cellular component (GO): neuronal cell body membrane; neuron projection; presynaptic membrane
Molecular function (GO): dopamine:sodium symporter activity; norepinephrine:sodium symporter activity
Source: RefSeq, a predicted model, not a curated record
UAAGAAAGGGAGGAGCAGAAAAAAACAAUUAUAAAAAAUCACGUGGAGAGAGACCGAGCAAGCUGAUUUAAAAGCUCUGAAUGUAUGUCGUCUAUCUCUCAUGAGAAGGCGAGUCUUAAAGUUCCAUCAGAAUGGGCAGUCUAUCCUCAGACGCAGCAGGACGACAACAGCAACGGGUCAUGGAGAGGUGUCCGUAGCUUCACAACGGGACUCCCAUCGUCAUCACGGUCCAUCGCAGCGCGAGCAUCACCUCCGCCACGGAUACUUCCUCCGUGAGGUGAGAGCACAAGGCCGUCAGCGAGCUGCACACCGACACCGGAGAAAAUAUGAACAUCCAGGUCCUGCCAGACCACAAGCUGUCAUCAGUGGCCCCGCUGAAACCCUGCAAUGUGGAGAAGAAGGAGGUGGAACUGAUAUUGGUGAAGGACCAAAAUGGGGUCCAGUAUACCAGUUCGACCAUCAUGCCCACCCCCAGCACGCACGGCACCCCCUGCACCGCUGAGGAGCUGGAGGAGAGGGAAACAUGGGGAAAGAAAAUAGACUUUCUCCUAUCCGUCAUAGGCUUCGCAGUGGACUUGGCCAAUGUCUGGAGAUUCCCUUACCUCUGCUACAAGAAUGGAGGUGGUGCCUUUCUAAUCCCCUACAUUCUGUUCCUGGUGAUUGCUGGGAUGCCUCUGUUCUAUAUGGAACUAGCCCUGGGACAGUACAAUAGGGAAGGAGCUGCGACAGUCUGGAAGAUCUGCCCUGUCUUUAAAGGUGUGGGCUACACUGUGAUCAUCAUAGCGUUGUAUGUGGGUUUCUACUACAACGUCAUCAUAGCCUGGUCCCUGUACUAUCUGUUCUCCUCUAUGACCAGUGAGCUGCCCUGGCUCCAUUGUGGCAACGCCUGGAACAGUCCGAACUGCACAGACCCCAAGCUACUAAACGGAUCCUUCCUGGGCAAUGGGACGUCUUAUGCCAAGUACAAGAUGACGCCGGCUGCAGAGUUCUAUGAGCGUGGCGUACUCCAACUCCAUGAGAGCAGGGGGAUCCAGGACCUGGGCAUGCCUCGCUGGGAGCUGGUCCUCUGUCUGGUGGCUGUGGUCUUUCUUCUCUACUUCAGUCUCUGGAAGGGCGUCAAGUCCUCCGGCAAGGUGGUGUACAUCACGGCCACCAUGCCCUAUGUGGUGCUGUUCGUCCUGCUGAUCAGAGGCAUCACUCUGCCAGGGGCUAUGGACGGCAUACGGGCCUACCUCCACAUCGACUUUAAACAACUCAACGACCCCAAGGUGUGGAUUGAUGCUGCUACCCAGAUCUUCUACUCAUUGGGAGCUGGCUUUGGAGUGCUCAUUGCAUUUGCCAGCUACAAUAAAUUUGACAACAACUGUUACAGGGAUGCUAUCCUGACCAGUACAGUGAACUGUGUCACCAGCUUCUUUUCAGGUUUCGCCAUCUUCUCUGUGCUCGGCUAUAUGGCCUACAAACACGGAGUAAGGAUAGAGGACGUGGCCACCGAAGGUGCAGGACUGGUGUUCAUCAUCUAUCCUGAGGCCAUCUCCACCCUGCCUGGAUCUACCUUCUGGGCCAUAGUAUUCUUCAUCAUGCUGCUGACUCUGGGCAUCGACAGCUCUAUGGGCGGUAUGGAGGCAGUCAUCACAGGACUGUCAGACGACUUCAAGAUCCUGAAGAGGAACAGGAAGCUGUUCACCUUCGCCACGGCAUUCGGAACCUUCCUUGUCGCACUCUUCUGCAUCACUAAUGGAGGUAUAUAUGUGCUGACUUUGUUGGAUAACUACGCGGCGGGGACCUCCAUCUUGUUUGGGGUGCUGAUUGAGGCCAUUGGGGUGUCCUGGUUCUACGGCGUGGACCGCUUCAGUGAGGAUAUCGAGCGCAUGAUGGGCUUCAAGCCAGGUCUCUACUGGAGGCUGUGCUGGAAGUUUGUCAGCCCCACCUUCCUACUGGUCGUGGUGAUAGCCAGCAUCGUGACGUCCACGGGCCUGAGUUAUGAUGACUAUGUCUUUCCUUCAUGGUCCAAUGUGAUUGGCUGGGGCGUAGCUCUGUCCUCCAUGAUGUUUGUGCCCAUCUACGCCAUCUACAAGUUCCUCAGUAUGCCAGGGACAUUCAAACAGAGGAUCGCCUACUGCAUCACACCAGAACACGAACAUCAUCUGGUGGCGGAGGGAGCUACCAUCAGACAGUUCACGCUCAAGCACUGGUUGGCUAUCUGACAACCUGAUGUCACCCAACCUUCCCCACUACUCACAAUUCCGGGGUGUUGGAGUCAUUGUGUUUCGACGGCAGAUGUUCCUGCUGCUGAGCCUCCUGCUACUGGAGGAUGGACAGGGAUAACGCCAUGCUCCUGUCUGCCUCUCUGUGUUCUGUUGGUUCUGACCCAACCUGUGACCUGCCAUCCCCUCUUUCCCACUCGGCCCCUCAUCUCCCUCUCUCUCUGUGUUCUGUUGGUUCUGACCCAACCUGUGACCUGCCAUCCCCUCUUUCCCACUCGGCCCCUCAUCUCCCUCUCUCUCUGUGUUCUGUUGGUUCUGACCCAACCUGCGACCUGCCAUCCCCUCUUUCCCACUCGGCCCCUCAUC